Molecule: messenger RNA, 549 nt
Organism: Oncorhynchus nerka (sockeye salmon)
Lineage: Eukaryota; Metazoa; Chordata; Actinopteri; Salmoniformes; Salmonidae
Product: trafficking regulator of GLUT4 1-like
Exons: 3
Coding region: 1-549 (182 amino acids)
Cellular component (GO): membrane
Source: RefSeq, a predicted model, not a curated record
AUGGCUAUCAACACGGAUGCCGCAUUUGGUAAAAGCGCCCUGGGGGAGAGGGAAGUCUCACAUCCCACCGACUUCCAAGACACAGAGAAACUCCUGAGCGCCGUGACCACCGAACCCACCGGGGAAAGCAGCCUCAAACCGUCCGAUACAUCUCUCAACUUGAGAAGCAGCAUCCAUUCCCUGAAUGCCGAGCAGACCGGACACCAAUCGCCAUUAAGGUCAGGCUCUGCACCAGUGUCCCCGUCCCAGCUGAGCUUCGGACCCCCCCUCCUCCUCCUCCGCUCCCCGGUGCCACCCGGUUCAGAGCCGCCGAGCUACCUGUGGCUUGCGGUGUUGUCGUGCUUUUGUCUUGCUGUGCCGGUGAACAUGUUCGCGCUGUGGUAUGCUCACAUGUCGCAGUCUGUUCUCCAGACCGGGGAUGUAGACGGAGCUAAGAGGCUGGGUCGUCUCUCUCUGCUGCUCAGCUGUAUCUCCAUGUUCCUGGGUGUGGCCGUCAUCAUCUUCAUAGUGGUCACCGGUGUAUCAGAAAACAAUGGAGACGUAUAUUGA